AUGUGAGCCGGGGAGGCGGAAGGCGCUGCCCGCAUGGCCGCGGGGGGCGGCGGCAGGAAUGUGCCCCUGGGCCCCCGCGACGGCAUGAGGCGGGACGGCGGCGCCGAGCCCUACUGGUCCAGGCCCGAGUCCCGAGUGUGGACGCUGAUGCUGCUGCUGGGGACGUGCCUGCUGUACUGUGCCCGUGUCUCCGUGCCCAUCUGCGCCGUGGCCCUCAGCUCCUACUUCCACUGGGACAAGAAGCAGUUUGGUGUCGUGCUCAGCAGCUUCUUCUGGGGCUACUGCUUGACACAGAUCAUUGGAGGACACAUCAGUGAUCAGAUAGGAGGUGAGAAAGUCCUCCUCCUUUCAGCGUCAGCCUGGGGGCUCCUCACAGUCCUCACCCCACUGCUCACCCACAUCACUUCAGCCCAUCUGGUGUUUAUGACCUCCUCCAGGUUCCUCAUGGGGCUGCUGCAAGGGGUGUAUUUCCCAUCCCUGGCCAGCCUGCUGUCGCAGAGGGUGCGGGAGAGCGAGCGAGCCUUCACCUACAGCACAGUGGGGACUGGAUCACAGUUUGGAACGCUGCUGAUUGGAGGUGCAGGAUCUCUCCUCCUGGAUUGGUACGGCUGGGAAAGUGUUUUCUACUUUUCUGGUUUGCUCACUUUGCUCUGGGUUUAUUGCACCUGCAAAUACCUCCUGAGUAAGAAAGAACUCACCAUCCCCAUGAACUAUUUGACAAGAGGCCUCUCCAUACCCAAGCAGACCAAAGUUCCCUGGAAGCAGCUGUUCAGGAAGGCACCAAUCUGGGCUGUCAUCAUCGCUCAGCUCUCCACGGCCAGCACCUUCUUCACCCUCCUCUCCUGGCUGCCCACUUUCUUCAAGGAGACUUUUCCUGAGUCCAAGGGUUGGGUGUUUAAUGUAGUCCCCUGGCUGGUUGCAAUUCCAACGAGCUUGUUCAGUGGAUUUCUGUCUGAUCAUUUAAUCAGUCAAGGGUACAGAACCAUCACCAUUCGUAAGUUCAUGCAGGUCAUUGGCUCUGGUGUCUCAAGCAUUUUUGCUUUGUGCCUGGGCCAGACCUCCAGUUUCUGCAAAGCAAUAGUGUUUGCCUCAGCCUCUGUUGGACUGCAGACCUUUAACCACAGUGGCAUUUCAGUAAAUGUGCAGGACCUGGCCCCCUCGUGUGCUGGCUUGCUGUUUGGUGUUGCAAAUACAGGUGGAGCCCUACUAGGUGUCAUUUGUGUGUACCUGGCUGGAUACCUGAUUGAGACCACUGGCUCCUGGAUUUCUGUUUUCAACCUGGUGGCUGCUGUCAACAGCAUUGGGCUCUGCACAUUCCUCCUGUUUGGAGAGGCCCAGAGGGUGGACACAGACUCUGUGUAUGUGGAUCUUUAGAGAUGAGCCCAAGGUGCAGCUGAAGGACAGGAAAGUGUCACAUCUAUGGAUCAUUCUUGCACAAGUGCCAAAGAACAUUUUACUUUUUUUUUUAGGUGUUUUAACAGGAAAAACCAUGCUGAAACCAAGUACAUAAUGGGUCCGGAUGAAACCCAUGGGAGAAAAGAAAUUUAGAGUUCAUUUUUUUGCUCAGGGCUUUAGCUGGUGGCUUGCAGAGCCAUCCAGCUCAAUGUUUCCAGUGAGGAUGUGUUCUGUGGGACCAGUUUGUGCCAGUCUGUGUCUCGUGGACAAAUAUCCUUGUGGCCAAAGCAGCUGACCUGGCCUGUUUCCCAAGGCUGCUGUGGUUCCAUGCCCUCUUGAAGGAAGCUGCUUUUCCACACUGGAGUGGGGCUCCCAUGCCCUGCUGUCCUGGGCCCAGCUGGCUCUGGGGCUGCUGUGCCACCAGGUGUCCCCUGAGGUGUGACAGGAACAUCCCAACAGUACCUCUGCCCUUAACCCUGCGUGUGCCUUCCUCCUGCAGCAGGUACCAGCCAGUUCCCAGGGCUGUGGGUGACUUCCAGGCUUCCCUUCAGGGGAUGUGUGGCUGGAUGUGUGCCCUGGAGCCUGGGCCAUGGGGCUGUGUCAGUGCUGCUGUCACAGAGCUGGGAGGGGGCUCCAAGCCAAGCCUGGCUUUGCUCAAGCACCCCAGGUCUCCCUUCUGUGCCUGGUGGCUUCAGCCCAGCCCUGAGCCCAGGUGCAGCUGCACCAUGAGAGCAGAGCUGAGCUCAGGCCAGGCUUAGCUGGGCUGACCUUGCAGUGCAGCAGCAGCUGAGGAAUCCCCCUGGAACUGAUUUGUUAAAUGCUGUGAAUGUAUGGGAAGAGCUGGUCACACUCUGUGCUGUGGAUCUGCAACUCCCAAAUGCUUUCUGCAUCAUUACAUGUGUCCCCCACGUGCUCUCAAAGGGCUGAGGGAGACUUUCCAAAGAGCUUGGCAGGGGCAGGUCUCGUUUCUAUGUUAAGCAUAAAUCAAAUUUCUGCAUUGGGCAUCCACAGGGAUGUGGGUUCUGUGGUUCCCUGUGUCAGAGGGAAAUACUUGGCUGUAGACACCUCUGAGCCUGAAUGUCUUAAAGUCAUUAAUAAAUAUUUUAAAAUGUAAGCUCCAAAUGCUCUAUUUUAUGUACAGUAAUUUCACGAUU
This is a messenger RNA of Catharus ustulatus (Swainson's thrush), 2549 nucleotides long. RefSeq names its product solute carrier family 17 member 9 (gene SLC17A9). The record is from RefSeq and is a predicted model, not a curated record. The coding region runs from base 34 to 1374 and encodes 446 amino acids. Gene Ontology annotation, biological process: transmembrane transport. Gene Ontology annotation, cellular component: membrane. NCBI's taxonomy places the organism in Eukaryota, Metazoa, Chordata, Aves, Passeriformes, Turdidae. Gene Ontology annotation, molecular function: transmembrane transporter activity. The transcript has 13 exons.